Molecule: messenger RNA, 1146 nt
Organism: Danaus plexippus (monarch butterfly)
Lineage: Eukaryota; Metazoa; Arthropoda; Insecta; Lepidoptera; Nymphalidae
Product: alpha-tocopherol transfer protein-like
Exons: 8
Coding region: 188-1099 (303 amino acids)
Cellular component (GO): membrane
Molecular function (GO): phosphatidylinositol bisphosphate binding
Source: RefSeq, a predicted model, not a curated record
UGAUAAAGUUAGUCGAUACAAAGUCGAUCAAACAUACAGACCUAUAUUGUUUCGUUGCAAGGUGCUUGUUUGACUGAUAAGUAUUUUGUUGUGAGUUCGUAGCACUUUUUUAUUGUAUCAUUUACAAUUUUAAGGUGUUAUUCAUAAGUGAAAUUUCAUUUAUUAAGCCGUGUUUGUGUUUUGUGCAAUGGUUCGUGAAUUGACCCCCGAGCUGUCUGCGAUAGCAAAAAAAGAUUUAAAUGAGCAUCCAAAGCAGCUUGCAAAUGAUUUAACAAAUUUAAAAGAAUGGAUAUCAAAACAACCUCAUUUAAAAGCGAGAACUGAUGACCAAUGGCUGGCUGCUUUGCUGAGGGGUUGUAAGUUCAGCUUAGAACGUGCCAAGAGUAAAUUGGACUUAUUUUAUACUUUGCGUUCCACCGCUCCCGAUGUCACCUUAAGAUUGAAGCCAACGGAACCAGCAUUUAUAGAAUUUCUCAGACUUGGAACAUGUCUAAUACUACCUCAACCAAAAAAUCUGCAUCCGACUGUUAUAAUGAUAAGGCCGGGUGCCUUUGAUCCAGAAAAAUAUAAUGGUGCUGAUAUAAUGUGUAUUUUAUACUACUUAGUACAGAUAUUAGUCAUGGAAAACGACGUGGCCGCUGUGAUGGGAACCAUGAUACUGGUUGAUUACCAGAAUGUUACGAUGAGUCAUUUAACACAAGCAAAUCCUAGUCUUUUGAAGAAAUUGGUAGCCGUCAGCCAGGACUCGUUGCCGCUGCGUCUCAAAGGUAGCCAUCAUGUGAAUGUCCCUCCUGGUAUAGAAAUUAUUUUUAAACUUGUAUCUGGUUUUUUGGGAGAAAAAGCAAAACAGAGACUGCGAAUUUAUAAAUGCUAUGACGAGUUACUUGAAAUUUUACCAAAGGACACAGUUCCAGUUGAAUAUGGAGGAAGUGGCGGCUCAGUAAAAGAAAUUAUAGAAUAUUGGGAGAAUAAGAUCGUAGAGUACAGGCCGUGGUUGGAGGAAGAGAUGAAGUACGGCACUGACGAGAGCAAAAGAGUGAAUAAAGAUAAUUUUGACGUCAGUAAUCAGGGUUCAUUCAGAACGUUAGAUAUAGAUUAAUUUAUAUAUAUUAUUUUACAUAUAAUAUAAAUUACAUUGAAAUUAAA